Messenger RNA from Rhagoletis pomonella (apple maggot), 2334 nucleotides. RefSeq names its product NF-kappa-B inhibitor cactus-like. The transcript is spliced from 8 exons. Lineage: Eukaryota; Metazoa; Arthropoda; Insecta; Diptera; Tephritidae. The coding region runs from base 479 to 1948 and encodes 489 amino acids. Gene Ontology annotation, molecular function: protein binding. The record is from RefSeq and is a predicted model, not a curated record.
GCACUGGGCGCAAUAGUGUUGUUGUCUCAGUUUUAACGAAACAGCGAACGGGUUGAGAUGUGUUUGGGUUAAUUUGGCUGAGAAAAAAAUAAAAAGAACGAGUGAAAGUAUAAGAAUAUUUGUGCAUUUGUUUGGAAUAGCAGAGUUAAGUAUCAUAAAUGUUUACAGUGUAUUAAACUAACUACAUUCAAGAGGAAUUUCCUGGCAAAGAAGUCGCAAAUGUGAAUAUACAUAAAUUGUCAAUAUGUAUACAAAAGCUAUGUGACCAGGAUAAAGUGCAUUCCAAAGUUAUCUGUUUUAUAGAACGAGAUCUAGUUUUUGGACACUAGUCAAAGAGUAUAGGUUAAAAAUACACAUGUACAAUUAUUACUACAGAAAAUAGUACAAUACACUAGAAACGCACUUAAUUUUAUCAAAUAGUGGAUAUCUAUAUUAUAUUUUUAAAUCCCAAAUUACGGCAAUUACCAAAAUCUGCAUAAUGUCGAGUCCGACUGAAGGUGCGUCAAGUAAUGAAGCGAGAAGUAAUGAGAAAACGGUUGACGCAGGAAGUGAUCGCAGAAGUAGUGCUUCUGUUGUUGUAGCAAACAAUGAAAGCACAGUAAAUUCCCAAAAACCAGCAUUCAUGCGAAAUAUUGAAAUAGACGAUCCGACUCACGGAACCGAUUCAGGGUUCUUGUCGGGUUCGAUAAGCUCAAAUCUGGAGGAGCAAAAGAAAGAGAAGGAUAGGUCCGCUGGAAGAGAGGAGGGCAACUCUAAAGACAACACUGAGAGUUUGCAUUGUCACGAGAAAUCUGAAGAAGUUUGUGUUGUUGAUUCGGGUUGCAUUGAAGAAGAAGACGAAUACGGCGAACAUCAACCUAUUGCACAACAACACACGCAAUCACCCAAUCAGCAAAAGAAAAUAUUUGACUCAAGUUUGAUUAAUAAAAAUAUGAAACUCAAACACGAUGUCGAUGCUCACAUCUCGGAAAGAUUUUGCAAUCUUACUUUACAAAAUGAACCAAUAAAUGAUUUGAAUGCUUCUAGCAAAGUUGCAACAAUAGAGCCUCUAGCGACAACAACACCAAAAGCGAUAGAAUCUAAUCAGCUACCCGCUUGGGAACAAUGCUAUCAACAAAAUGAUGAGGGAGAUACCUAUCUCCACUUAGCAUGCAUAUCAGGACAUGAAAAUGUUGUAGCUGCUCUCAUCCGCCUCGCUAUACAUCCUUGUCUUCUGAACAUUAAAAAUGAUUUUGGUCAAACUCCUUUACAUCUAGCCGCGCAAACAAAACAAAGAAGGAUAUUGCGGAUGCUUUUACUUGCCGGCGCUGAGCCAAGUAUACGUGACCGACACGGAAAUACACCUUUGCAUCUUGCUUGUAUGUCUGGGGAUGAGCAAUGUGUCAGCGCUUUAACAGUUCCAUUUAGCGCUUCAGAGAUUAAUGAAGCACAUCGUCAGUAUGGUUAUAGAUCUAAUGAUAAACUGUUUUCUUCUCUGAGCUAUGCAUGCCUACCGCCCAAUUUAGAGAUUCGCAACUAUAAUGGCGAAUUUUGUGUUCAUUUAGCUGCCGAAGCGGGCCAUCUGAAAAUAUUAAGCAUUCUAAUACAAUAUGGCGCUGAUAUCAAUGCCAGGGAAGGAAAAGGCGGCUACACACCGUUACACAUUUCCAUUGAAAGGGGCAAUGAAGAACUUUUCAAUUUCCUACUUGACGAUUGCAAACAAAAACUGAAUUUGGAAACAACAACUUUUGGUCGUCUAACUGCAUAUCAAUUUGCAUGCAUUUUGAAGCGUUCGCAAAUGCAAAGUGUUUUAGAAAAUCAUGGCGCAGAGCCGCUCGCUCCGCCAGACAGCGAAUAUGAAAGUAGCGAGGAUGAAUCAGAUUUGGAAGAUUCUAUGACCUAUGAACAUUUCGUGGAUCCUGGCUACUUUGGGAAUUUCAAAGGAGGAAAUGCCAUGGCAGUCAUGUAAAAAAAAAUAUACUGCUGCGCAUCAAAUAUGCAUUUGGCGCUUCUACUACGGAAGUACCUUUAUGCCCUCAAUGUACUUAAAUUUAUUACAAAUUUAAAUUAUACGAAUAAAUAAGUACAUAAUUGCCGAAAAAUAAAUUUAGAGAACUGUAAACAUAUCUUUACAUAUUAAGUAGUUAAAGUAUGGUUUAUAAAAGCCUCAGUGUUCUGUGUGUGUAGAAUUGAGUUCAUACUUAAAUGUGAAAUUGAGAAAAAUUAAUACAUAAAAGUUGAACCAAAUUUAAAAAUAAAUAUUAAUAUCAGGUUGCAGCUGCAACAACGAACAAAAAAGCUUUUAGUACAAUGGGAAAACCGAAAACACCUUUCUCCUCUCCACGUCAACAAAAA